Molecule: messenger RNA, 3129 nt
Organism: Trichechus manatus latirostris (Florida manatee)
Lineage: Eukaryota; Metazoa; Chordata; Mammalia; Sirenia; Trichechidae
Gene: ITPRID1
Product: ITPR interacting domain containing 1
Molecular function (GO): signaling receptor binding
Source: RefSeq, a predicted model, not a curated record
AUGUUUUAAAUCAGCUUGCUGGAGUACUCUCUAAUGAUGGCGGAGAAGUCACAUGAUGCUGACAACCCUCAAGGAGGCCAGGAAAGGAGCAGGAGAGAGAUCCUGAGGUCCACCAAGGCGGCAUGGACCCGCCUGGAUGAGCAGCUGCCUCCUGGCUCAGAAGAGGACAGCCAGGGUCUCACCAACCUCACUCUGGUUUCUUUGCAUGAACAAGGAAUGGUUCAGAUGACUGUGGAAGUCUACAUGAGAUCUCUGCAUCAGCUUUCAGAAACGCCUACCCUAUCCAGAGGGACCAAUUUCAACUCUUGCCUUUCUGCUGCAAGUAUACCACAAAGCAUUCCUGAAUGGCUGGAAUUUAGGAAAAUAGAUCCUGUGGAGAUUCUCUUGGAUCUGGGGUUUGGUGCUGAUGAGCCAGACAUCUGCACACAAAUCCCGACCAGGUUCUUUGGUUAUAGCUCUGCAGCCAAAGGAAUCAACAUCCGCGUGUUUCUUGAAGCUCAAAAGCAGCGGAUGGACUUUGAGAAUCUUAGCCUGUAUGGAUGUUUUCGACAGCUGGAAAUCCUGGACCGUGUGACCAAUGCCUUCUCAUCUUUGCUGAAUGAUGUUAACAUCCUACAGAACAAAGCAAAAGAGAAAAAUGGAGGAAAGAGUGCAGAAAAAGUCCCAUGGAGUGGGGCCAAAGAGCAUCAGAGAAGAACGGGUGAACUUUUAAGAAGAGCUUCCAAACAGAGCAUAAGGAGGGAUUGUAAGCCAGAAAAGCUGGAGUCAUUAAAGCUGAAGGAUGAAUUUUUCAUCCAGUCUGUAAAGACAGAGGAGUGUGAAGCAGAGUUACCAGAGACGGCAAACAACCAUGACCAAAAUCAUUCACCUCCUUUGACAGAGCACCAAUCUCUCCAAGCUUGUGGUGACUCACUACCUUGCCAGCCUCCCCAAGCUCUUCUGCAAAAGAGGAGACCUCUCUCAUCCAGGCUGGCCCGGAACACUCUACUUUCCAGCGUGUCUGAUGGGCCAAUCAAGGCCGAAACUCAAAAGGAGAACUCAGUUCAGAGUAACAAAUUCGAAAACUUGUCUCAUCUUUCAGGUGCAGCCCUGGACUCAUUUGAAAUGGAAGAGGUCCAGAGCUUUGAAGAAGACACAGACCAUUCUCUUGACGUGACUUUGGGAGCCACAGGUGCUGGGAUGAACAGAGCAAACAGCUGUCAGUCUGACAGCAGUGGGUUCCUGGAGGAGCCACCAGAACCACUGCCCCUCCAGAUGUCUUCUUUGCCAAGCAGUCAAAGUCCUAGUGAGAAUGGAUGUGGAAAGCCCAGGGAUCAGAAUCACAGCUUAGCAUCAUCCCAGGACAGUCAGCAAGAGUCAGAUGAGUCUGAUUCCAAGAGCAUGGUGAGCUCAUCUUUUUCAAGCCAAGAUUGGAGUGUCUUGGAAGAAAAGACCUCAAUAUCUAUGGAGGAGGAAGAGACUCAGCUUGAUGCCAUGGAGGGCCCACCAGAGGUGUUCAUCCCAGAUAUGGCCCCGGACAAGACUGCCACUGGGGGAGAACACCCAGGAAAGGACACCCGUCUGUGGCAGCUCCUACCAGUGCCCAACUCUGAAUGUAACGUUGUCAAAAGUACAGCCACUUCCAAGUAUGAUUGCCCUCUGGGGUUUAUGGUGUCCCACAUCACAGAAGUGAAAGACGGGUUUCUAAAACCAGAGGAAGCUGUGAAAGUGUAUGCGAAAACCCACCACUGUGAGUCUCCAAGGUCACCUGAAAAUGAACAUGCUCAAGACAAGUUCCUUCAUGUUGACUCUGAGGCCACAAGAGGAGAAGAAAGCAGCAAACUCUGUUCUGAUGUCAACAACACCGUAAUGACACUAGAAAGUCCACCACAGCUUUUCGCCAAGCACAGUGAUAUCAUACCCUAUACAGACAAUCUUAUUCAAACAUGUGAAGAGUCUAUUCCCCACCUAGGUGAACUAGCUGGAGAUACGCCCCAAGCAAAGCCGAGGUGUAGUGCUUUGGGUCAAAUAUCAUCUAGGGCAGAAACUGUGAUGGGAAACAUUUCUCCAAAUGCUGACUCAAACACUGGCAGCUCCAGGUCUGUGACAAUCCAUAUGUCCUCCAGUUUGGUGUCAGCUGCUCAGAGUGCUGUGGCCUUGGGGACAGAUUCUAAAGGAUCAUCUUUAGAAUGCACUAUGUGUGACCCUAUUACCACAAUAGGACCAGAGCUGGGGACAGAAGUGAGACAGUCCAGAGAUGCUUCCGUUCAGACUUAUAUUUGUGAACCCAGGACCUGGCACUGUCUUUCGGCCUCAAGUAACAAGGCCUUGGCACAUGGACACCAGCCCCUCACCAAAUCUGUCUCUCUAGACACAGGCUUCCCUAGUACUUACUCAGCGGACACCUGCCAUGGCUCACCUGUCCACUAUUGUGUCUGCUGUCAUCAUCAUUCCCACUGCCAUGCAGAGGGGCCAGGCCCUGGUCCUGCACCCUUAGCCUGUAGACACUGCCUGGGCUCACAUAACCAUCAUCCAGAAGCUGAGUUCAUGAAGACUUUGAAAGUCCUCCAGGACACUACAGUGAGAGAGCUAUGUUCCUGCACUGUCCAUGAGAUGGAAACCAUGAAGACGGUGUGCCAGAGUUUCCGGGAGCAUUUAGAAGAAGUUGAACAGCACCUUAUGGGACAACAGGCACUCUUUUCCAGGGACAUGUCAGAGGAGGAAAGGGAGGAAGCCAGGCAACUGCAGACACUACGGGAGGCCCUGCGGCAGCAGGUGGAGGAGCUGAAGUUUCAGUUGGGAAACCGUGCUUGGCAAAUCCGAGAGGGGAUUCUGUCGCAGCUCGAGCUGCUCACAGGAGAACCAUCCGAACUCCAUACAAACCUGCAUCAGUGUAACUGGACAGAAGGAAUAGAUGGUCAGAUGUCAUGUGUAAAAGCACCAAUCCACCCAGCCAUGGCCCCCAGGACUGCCUUUCCUCCCAGUGGUGGGCAGCAGGCUCCCAGCUCAGGGGUGGCUCAUGUGGCUGCCUUCACUCCUCCUGCCCAAGAGAGCAGCACCAGAAUGCCUCCUCCAGCCCCAGCUCCAGCAGAGUCGGGUCCUGUGGUGAAAAGGAUACUAACGUCUUCCUCUAGAUCAGAGCAGAUUUGA